This is a messenger RNA of Amoebophrya sp. A25, 6000 nucleotides long. NCBI's taxonomy places the organism in Eukaryota, Dinophyceae, Syndiniales, Amoebophryaceae. The record is from the annotation of a GenBank genome assembly.
AGGAAGAACGACAUGCUGUAGCUCUUUUCCCCUCUUUUUAUCUGUAUUUUAGAUGCGCGACCCGCACCUUCACCAAUCUCCCCCAAAACGAAGACUCUGGAGUCAUGCCUUUUCCCGUCCGCCAAAAAAAGUAUAUGUAACGCUCUUUUUAGUCUCAAAGAAUAGAAGAAACUCGCUCGUACCAUGGCUAUGGUGACAAAUGGGUUUGUCCAGGGACCUGUUGUAUUAGAAUGGAUUUUGUAUUUUCAAUGUCUUGCGAACAUGACUCGUUUUUGCUUGAUGAUCUGAUGAGCCAGUUGUUAAGGGUAGCAAAUACGAUUAUGUUGAAUGAUGGCAUCCUUGACCUGAUAGCACGGUUCAACACUCAACAAAAGAAUGAGCGGUUUUCGCAGGCCUGCCAGACCGAUUUCGCUUCUUGCUGAUUGACAUAAGUAGACGUGUAAUUGGCGCUUCGUGAUCGAAGCCUAUACUACGUUGGGAGCCACCAUACGUGAGUCACUAUAGUACGUUGCCGUGUAUCUGCUCCUACGUGAGUCACCAUGCGCAGUCGUGUGCCUCCUGAGAAGCCUUAGAAGAACCCGUUGUCGUGUACCUCCUCCUGACCAGCCUUAGAACCUGACACGCACAGACAAUGGCAAAAGAUAACCACGAGUUUUUUCGGCGCUUACUGGCCGACAGUUGCGGCCUCAGCGAUGACCAUAUUGAUCGUGUGCUAUCCCUCAACAUCGCGCCGCACAUGUUCCUGCUGGCGAGAUAUGCUUCUGCUGCCGAAGCAAGGGCUGCGGAACCUGUGGAAGUGAACGUGCUGAAAACAGCGGCGUGGGAACGGGUAAGUCAGAAAUAGAUAUAGUGUAGAGUUUGAUGUAGAGUUGUAACUCAUAUACUAGCUCUUAUUUUGUGGAGUAACUCAUAUAAUACAUAGGACUUAGAAAGAUCGUCUACUGUAGAGCUUCACUAAGAGGAGCAGGACGAGGAAGUCAUCUGGUGCGUUUUUUGUUCAUGUUAUAUUGAGUAUCAAACUUACAUAGGGUCCACCGAUCUUCAUCCGUCGAGACAUGGCAGACGCUUUCGGUUCAAAUUUGCUGCGAAAAUAUGUCUGGGCUGAGGAGGAAGAGGAGUCAAAUCUUACAACUACUGACCCUCAACAUGGUAUGAAAGGGGAGAUGAAGAGGACUCCUGGUUCUGCUGGGGGACACGGAGAAGAUUCUAAUGCCGCGGUAGGCCAAAUUUUGAAUUUGGCGAAUAAAGAUUCUGCCGCACCAGGUGGUGGAUCAGCGCGAGCGAACGACUUGAUGCUUCGCUUAGUGGCAAAUCGAAUAGGCGUGGAUCAGGAGGUUGAAACGCCUAUCAACAGAAGCGUAGGGACGAAGGGUUCGAACCCCACACUGCCUCCGGUAGCAGCUGGGUUCUUUGCCCUAGAGGAAACUGAGAUCACUGGGUUGCACCCACGCGAUGUCGAGUCCCUCUUCGGUCCUGAACACGUGAGUUCACAGAAAACGGAGUUCACAUUUGAACGGAGACCAGUUUUUGUGGAGAACAGCAUUCUCCCUAGAGGAAGGGGUGGUCAUCAUGAUGCAGUAGAGACUGAGGCUCACCUUGGCACAGGGAUGAUUGCCACAGAGGACAGCACACCGAUAUUUUCAUCAAGUUCUAGCAGUUAUCGCGGUCAGUACGUCCUUCAGUACGGUCAGAUCCAAACACUGGGGGACGCGCUGAUGCGCAGAGCGGAACAGAACCAGCUGAGCGCGCCAAACUUGUCGUCCUCCUUGGAAUCGUUUAGUAUGGCGCAGUGGGCUGACGUGACCGACAGGUUGCGAACAUUGCCUGAAUUGAAAGAGAAACUCCAGAGAUUUAGGCGAGUGGUAGACGCUAGGACAGAAAGCAUGUCCUUGGAGUUAUGGGUGCAAAUUGUUCUCUCUUAGUCGCACGUAAGUGCAGCUUGUCCUCUUUUAAUUUCCACUACAAUUCAAAGGCGAGGAGACCGAAAAAAUUGCACCAAUGUGUAGUGAAAGGCUAGAGAAGGCUGUUCUUAGUCCGAGUUGCAUAAAGGUCUUUUCAAUAAAAAGUUGUGCUUUUAUUUGUUUGAGUUAAUCAGCAACAUUCUAAUCCUUGUAUUAGCCAAUUCGUGUUUGCGUGCCUUCCAGAGUAGGAAUCCACAAGCGGUUUGCGGAGUGGAGACAGAAGGCUCUGGAACGAGGACUCUAUCUACCAAACGUUACGAGGUACCUUUUGGCGUCUCUUUGCAUUUGCACCGACCUGUUCAAACAGGUGGGAAAAAGGGACUACCGCAUGCCGGGGCGAGCAGUGCUGGGAAUCAACAUUAUGGUUAAGAUAAAAUAUCAAACGCCUUCGGUAAUUGCUAACCUAUUAACACAUCAAUGAAUAGCUUUCGGGUAUCUUCGGACAGUUCCUCUUUCUACUUUUAGGUUAUAUCCCUUCAUGCAAUUAUGGGUAAAUAGAUAAAAGGGUGGUUUUAUUUAGAUUUGUUGAGGGUCUACAACUCUAAUCUACAGUAACAAUUUAGAGUUUCACUCCUGUCCUGACAAUGCAUUAGGCAUAAUUCCUUAGAAGAGAAGCUCUAAUCUACCACAGGAUCCAAGGGUGGUGGACAAGCUACCACAGCUACCUCCAAGAUGAACAAUAGUACUAAAGGAGCUAUGAGCACGGCUUUCGCACCUACUUCUAGCUUUCAGCGUUGUCCUUUGAGACUGGUAUGUAACGCUGGCGGCGCGAUCGAACAUAUUUUGGCUAAUCAAACGGCUUUCACACCAAUAAGUGUCCGUGCGUCUCUGUGCCCCUUUUCAGCGGAUGGGUUCGUAGCAGAGUCAGUCUCUGGCCCUGCACCAGGCGACGACGUAUUAAGGCUUUUGCUGAACUUAGUAAAGCUAUUUUUGCUAACCGUAGCUUAACGUAGUAAAGCUAUUUGCUAAACGUAGUAAACCUAAAGAUGCGUCUUGUUAGUGAUGCUGAUAGAUGAAGCAAUCUUGUCAUUAUACUGGCGCGACGCAUGUUAUGUGCCUCAGAUUUGCUGAUAAAACGAUUUCUGGUAAUAAACAGCUGUCCCGUGCCUCAGUAGUUGUUUGGAGAUGAGUUUUCUUAUACUUACGACCUUCGUUCUUACUUAAGAAUGCUCUUGGAGACUUCAGAAACUAGCUUUAUCUUGGAGACUUCAGAAACUAGCUUUAUCUUGGAGACUUCAGAAACUAGCUUUAUCACCUAAAGGUAGAUAAAGGUCUCUAACUCCAGACGCCAGAAAACGAAUCUGGGAGCGUGGAAGGCCGACCUCAAAACCGUCCCAAACGACUUUUGUAAUCCCCAACAACGACGCAGAUGUCGCGGCCCCCCAGCCACCCGCUUCAUACUGGCCAUCGUCCUUACCGUUGCGUGAAGAGCAGCUGCGGUCGCUAGCCUGGAUGCUAAAGCAAGAUCGGAAAGAAGGAGUUGGUGCGAGUUUCAGCGUGCCUGUGCGUGCCUAUUGCAGCGGUUCGAGUCUGGGAGACAGAAGAGCCUUGUGGAACCUGAAAUUGGAGGUGGGUUUGGAUUUUCGAGGCCGUGGAGGCUUACUGGCAGAUAGGAUCGGGUACGGGAAGACGGCGACAACGAUUGCGUUGAUAGUGUCCAGACUGGUGGAACAACAGCAGGGCGGUGGCCACGAUAUGCAUGCUGCAAGUGAUGAGUUCUUGCAGCCUCUUGACUCAUCUGGCAGUGAAAGAAAGGACACAGAACUACAGAGCAGGCACAAGAAUUACAGCAUCAUCAAUCACGACAGUCUGUUAAAAAGAUUGGAUCGCGACAUUCCAGUUUUUGAUCAAGGCUGCUACUUUUCUUCCCGUGCGACCCUAGUAGUUGUGCCUCCAGCGUUGGUUUCGCAGUGGUUGGCAGAGUUUAAAAAGUUCACGUUCGACAAACUGCGCAUUCUCUGUUUGAAGAACGUGAAUAAGCUGCGGGGCGUCAGCAUCGAGGAGAUUCGUCGAGACUACGACGUGAUCCUUUGUUCCAGUGCGGUUUUGCUGGCGUCGAGCUACGAGAGUCGAAUGUGGGAACUGGCUAGAGAACUUGGUAAUAAACAACACCACCACCACAGUGUAUCCACGGACACGACGACUACAGUUGCUGAACAAAACGAAGCUUUCGACAAAGAAGAAAAAAAGAAAUUCUGUAAACUCUCUAGAGCAGAGCAAUGCUUUCAACUGCGCAGUGCAACAGCAAUGGUUCGAUCUAGAGGCCCUUCCAGUACAGCACAGACGUGGCCUUCGGUAACCGCACGACGUAAGAAGGGACCGGCGCGAGACACAGUUGCGGCACUGGAGCAGAGUGCAGCCCUAGAACCUCUAGAACGGUCUACGGCUAGUGGGGGUAAGGCCAAGUCGAAAGCGAAAUCGAAGGCAAAAGCGAAGCCAAAAGCGAAGAAGGCGAAGGGCGUGAAAAAGGACAAGGACCAACCUGCGAGCAGUUCGUCGCAAGGACACAAGAGGUCGAAGAAAGUGAAAAAAGAGGUGAAGGAUGAGCUACAGGGAGAUGAUGUUGUUGGUAGUAGUGACAAUAGCGACCAAGAAGGCGAUUCUUCGGAUAGCGAAGUAGAGCAUCAAGAUGGGAAUGAUGUGGAUAGAGGUUCCACACGAGGACCUUCUCGUGGAGGACUUCCCCUUGGCCGUCCCGUGGGAAAGAGUUGGCAAUCGACUGCGUUUUUCCCGGUUUUAGAGCAGUUUUACUUCGAUCGUUUGAUCCUAGAUGAAUUUCACGAAUUUUUUAGGCAGAUUCAGGGAAAGAACGAACAGAAACCACGACUGUUAAGGUUCUGGUUGACUUGAUAACUUAUACAGAAUUCCUAGUAAAGACCACGAUACAGCUAUACAAGACUAAGUAAGUUGUAAAAACUUAUUCCUCAUCCACAGAUCGAACAGGUAGAAACUAUUGAAUAUUUUUUUCCUUCGGAGUUAAUUACGCCUUCGGAAACAGAAAUUCCCGACGUUGACGUAGGAAGAAAGAAGUGAAUCAUCUACCUAGCGCACCUACCUACCUACCUCCCCUUUGUUCCUGGGGGCAACAAUCACCUACCUAGCGCACCUACCUACCCCUCGUUCUUGGGUGCAGCAUGCUCAUUAUCUAAUUCAAGCCUGCACGCAAUUGCGCAGUCGUUGUACCUUUGGAUUGAGCGGGACGCCGCCUACUAGUUCUGUGCGGGAUAUGACCCAGCUGGCCAAACUGCUCUUUCGCAUGGACCUUUUAGCUGAUGCUGAUGUCUAUCGUCGACCCUCACGGUUACAACUCGCUGAAGCAACGUCCAGGGACUGGCUGGAAGCUUAUUUAAGGAGGUUACCUAUGUAAGUACAAAGACAAGUGUGGUUAGAAGCGUGUCUGACGUUCUUUUGAUGUCGAUGUGGACUCAGACAGUGUUGAAUAAGUCAUCUGUUCCUACACCGUCAACUUACCCAGUCUUUACACUAGUACCGUUUGUUUUUGCUUCUUGUGCCUAGCCAAGCCUGUCGCCGUGAUGAAAAUCUACUCUCUGCGAGAGUAAACUUCUCUUACAGAAGAAGAGCAAUGCCAAUACCCAUCCUCUAACCUUCGGCAGACAGAAUACCAGAAACAGCUAUGUCGAUAGCAUUGGCAUCCGGGAACACAUAGUGCAAGUGGAGCUCACGGCUGAAGAACGUGUACUGUAUUUGGCGCAAGCACGCGAUGUGAAUUACCUUGCUACUACGCGACGACGAGAAGGACUGCGCUUAGGAACUGCAAUUGAUUCUGCAAUUGCAGCGAGUACGACUGGAAUAUUAUCUGCGGCUGAUGUGCCAACAAAUGGUGGUGUGCCAACAAAUGGUGGUGUACCAACAAAUGGUGGUGUACCAACAAAUGGUGGUGUACCAACAAAUGGUGGUGUGCCAACAACAACAGCAACAGCUUCUAGCAGUGGAGCAACAACAACUUCUACCACAAGAAAUACUACAACAGAGGAGGUUCUCUCCACUCGCCAGCUACGUCAGUACGAACAAUUGUUGA